CUCAACAUCGACCUCACAUUCCAAGACUUUGCCUCAGAGCUCCAAUCCCUACCGGGCAAAUACAGCCCUCCCUCAGGAGAGCUCUUACUUGCCUGGACGACGGACGGAACAAAGACCCCACUGGGCUGCGUAGCCGUUCGCCUUCUCCAAACAGAUUCCGCGAUCCAUGAUCAGGCUAUUUCCCAGACCCAGUCCGUGUCUCAGGGGCGGCCGAGGAAAUGCUGCGAAAUGAAGCGACUAUACGUCACUCCCGAAGCACGAGGUACGGGGUUGGGGAGGGCGUUGGCUGAUGCUGUCAUUCAGAAAGCAAAGGAACUCGGAUAUGCAGAGAUGAGACUGGAUACUCUUCCUUUUAUGGCGGGGGCUGUUCACCUGUAUCGACGGCUGGGGUUUGUUGAUAUCCCGCCUUAUUAUGAGACGCCAUUGGAGGGGACGGUGUUUCUGAGCUUGGAUUUGACAUGAGUACGAAGAGUGCCAGUAGUCUCUUGAAUGUAAUAGAGCUAUAAGAGUCAACAGCGCCUACUCAGCAUGUUACGAGACAGG
Aspergillus steynii IBT 23096 is the source of this 543-nucleotide messenger RNA. Its product is annotated as GNAT family N-acetyltransferase. The record is from RefSeq and is a predicted model, not a curated record. NCBI's taxonomy places the organism in Eukaryota, Fungi, Ascomycota, Eurotiomycetes, Eurotiales, Aspergillaceae. Gene Ontology annotation, molecular function: acyltransferase activity, transferring groups other than amino-acyl groups. The annotation marks the transcript as partial. The transcript has a single exon.